CCUAUAGAUCCUCUUCCCCAUCUUUCCUCAUAAGAAAUAAGUGGUUUAUGGUUUUGCUCCGGUGUUUGGGUUUCUUUGCGGCCGCUCAAGAUCAACCAAUUCUUCGGGAAAGUGAAACCCAAGGCUCCACUGCCCAGCCUGACUGACUGCAUUGACACGGUGGACAGCAGGGCAGAAUCCAUUGACAAGAAGAUUUCUCGAUUGGAUGCUGAGCUAGUGAAGUAUAAGGAUCAGAUCAAGAAGAUGAGAGAGGGUCCUGCAAAGAGUAUGGUUAAGCAGAAAGCCUCGUGAGUUUUAAAGCAAAAGUGGAUGUAUGAGCAGCAGCAGGGCAAUCUUGCCCAAUAGUCAUUCAACAUGGAACAAGCCAAUUAUACCAUCCAGUCAUUGAAGGACACCAAGACCAUGGUUGAUGCUAUGAAACUGGGAGUAAAGGAAAUGAAGAAGGCAUACAAGCAAGUGAAAAUCGACCAGAUUGAGGAUUUACGAGACCAGCUAGAGGAUAUGAUGGAAGAUGCAAAUGAAAUCCAAGAAGCAAUGAGUCGCAGUUAUGGCACACCAGAACUGGAUGAAGAUGACCUAGAAGCAAAGUUGGAUGCACUGGGUGAUGAGCUUCUGGCUGAUGAAGACAGUUCUUAUUUGGAUGAGACAGCAUCUGUACCUGCAAUUCCGGAAGGUGUUCCCACUGAUAUGAAAAACAAGGAUGGAGUUCUGGUGGAUGAAUUUGGAUUGCCACAGAUCCCUACUUCAUAGAUUGGCAUCAUUCAAGUAUAUCUUGUAAAACAAACACAUAUUAUGGGA
Gorilla gorilla gorilla (western lowland gorilla) is the source of this 798-nucleotide messenger RNA. Its product is annotated as charged multivesicular body protein 5-like. The transcript has a single exon. The record is from RefSeq and is a predicted model, not a curated record. NCBI's taxonomy places the organism in Eukaryota, Metazoa, Chordata, Mammalia, Primates, Hominidae. The coding region runs from base 355 to 750 and encodes 131 amino acids. Gene Ontology annotation, cellular component: multivesicular body. Gene Ontology annotation, biological process: late endosome to vacuole transport via multivesicular body sorting pathway; vesicle budding from membrane.